Molecule: messenger RNA, 1149 nt
Organism: Helianthus annuus (common sunflower)
Lineage: Eukaryota; Viridiplantae; Streptophyta; Magnoliopsida; Asterales; Asteraceae
Product: putative F-box/LRR-repeat protein At3g49150
Exons: 2
Coding region: 1-1149 (382 amino acids)
Molecular function (GO): protein binding
Source: RefSeq, a predicted model, not a curated record
AUGGAUUUCGUACGUGAUACAACAAGUAUCAUCGAAGAAGGAGAAAAAGAAGAAGAAAAUAAAGAUAGAAUAAGCAACUUGCCAGAUGAACUUAUUCAUCACAUUGUCUCUUUUCUUGACAUGAAAUACGCUGUUCAGACUAGCGCACUGUCUCAUAAAUGGGAGCAUAUUUGGACCUCAAUUCGCUGUCUUAACUUUAAUAUUUGUGCAUUUCGUACACCGCGUUUGUUUGCCAAAUUUGUGAAGGACGCACUAUCUCAUCAAAACAAUCAUGUAGAAGAAUCUAAGGUUCAGCUCACAAUCACUGGAGCAGCCACCCCGUCUGUUGUUAAAAGCAUUGUAAACAAUGUAUAUCUGCAUAAUGUUAGGGACCUGAAUAUGACAUGGCUUACCACUAGGAAAUUCCAUCAGUUCCCAGAAUGUCUUUUCAGUUCUGAUACUCUCAAACAUCUCACCCUUGCAACCGGUGACCAAUCUUUCUAUCUACACAAAGCCAGCUGCAUACCAAAAGUAGCUUGGAAUUUUCCAGCUUUAGAAACUCUGUGUUUGAGGAGUAUGCAUUUAGGUGACAAAGGAGAUGAGAGCCUUGAUCUUUUUUCCAAGUGUGUAAACCUAAGGGACCUCACAUUACAUAACUGUUGCAUGUAUGGCUUGAAGAUUUUCAAUAUUUGUGCUCCAGAACUUACAAAUCUCACAAUAAGGGCCACCUCAUACCCAGAUGUUGUCCAUGUCGUCGCUCCUAAACUUGAGAAUCUUACUGCAUCUGUCAGGGGUACUAUUAAUCGAUUUCCAUUCAAAUAUGUAUCUCUGCAGUUGUCCACAGAGGGUUUUGAUUCUCUUGAGAAAGUGAAUCUUUCCUUGUCAAUGCCCUAUUACGAACCAAAGAGAUUUUUUCCGUUGCUUCUCAGUUUGUUUCAAAAGCUCCACAGCACCAAAUAUCUGGUUAUUAAUUUGGAUAUCAUUGAGGUGCCACAGAAGAGAUCAAGGCAGCAGGAACAUGAUGAGACAAUGGCUAAGAAGGUGGCCAAAUUGAAGACAGAAAAGAAGCAACCAGAGACUGCGGCCCAAGGGAAGAGAUUGUUGGAGGCAAAGACUGAACCUCCUUCUCCAAGACUGUCUUCAUCUAUUGUAAGCUUUCCAUUACCUUGA